AUGACCAGAGUUUUUAAUGUUCUAAGUGCAAAUUAAAUUAUUAUUAAGAGACAAUAAAAAAUUAAUCUGAUGGAAUAUGCUUUCUAUGUUCUUCCUUAUGUCAAGUUUGUGAGAUUAGACCAAAUAAAGAAAUAAAUGUAAUUAAUCCUAAUACAAUAGAAAAUAAACCCAUAUUUUAUUAUAAGCCCAGAAAACACCAUUUACACCUUUAGAUGCCUUUAAUAAAUUCUACUUUAAUAAGUUCAAAUCGAUCCAUACUUACAAAUAGCAUAAUAUUGUUAUGAAAACAGCUGCAUCAACAGUUUAGAAUUCAAUUAUGUAUGCAUUUAUUUAAUUUAGAAUUCUAAUUGUGCUGAUAUUGAAGAGAUUCAAUCAGUUUUAACAAAUUAGUAUAAUUACCAAUAUUUUAAUCACAUUGGGCUAAAGGAAAUAUUUCUUAACGUUAAAUUAGAUGAAGAAUGCAUUUUUUUAGCUGGUUAUUACAUUCUCAGAAUAGGAUGAUGAAUUUACAAUUUAUUAUAUUUAAUUAUGAAUCUAAUUUUAAGGAGAUUUUAAUAAAAGAUAAUGAAUUGAUAUCAUUUUAAAUUAUUGCAUAAAUUUCAUCAAUUAUUGAAAAGUUAGAAAUUUAGUUUACUAUAAUAGAUUUUUCAAUAUUUGUUACAGAAUAAAAACAAUCAAUAACAUAAAUAAGCAUUUUGUUCAAUUACCUUUUUUUUUAGAAUAAUAUUAUAUCCUCUUAUUAAGAAAACCAUUUUAUAAUCAUUAACUGCUUUAAUUUAACUAUUUAAAACGUCUUUAUAACAAAUACUUUAAAUUAUCGUUUUUUAUCACUUCUCUCUGUAUCUAGGAUAAGAAUUGAAAACGUUGUUUGUGAAAAUUCAAUUCAAGAACAAAAGUGUAAAUUUCAUCUUAAUGUCUAAAUAAUUAAAUAUUUCAUUCUUAAUUUUUGUAGGUUAAUGGGUUUAUUCAUAAAAGUCUAAAUAAUAUUCAAUUGAAAAAUAUAUUUACUAUUGAUUAAUCAAUAAUUUCAAUUUAAUCAAAUCCCUUCACAAUGUUAAAUACAAAUGAGUACAUAAAUAUUAAAAAUUUUAUGGCAAAUGGAAAUAUUUUAUUAAAACAAUAAUUAGGAAAACUAUUUUCAAUAAUUGAUAUAUAAUCUGAAAAACCUUAAAUCAUUGAAAUUGAUAAUUUAAUCUUCUAGGAGAAUAUUUUUCAUUAAUAUAAUAAAGAUCCUUCUGAAACUUCCGCAAGUCUUUUUUAUGUCGAUUCAGGAUAGGGUCUUUUAAUGAUGAAAAAUAUCAUUUGUUUUAAUAAUUCUCUAAAGAAUUCUUCCUUAUCAUUUAUUUCUAUUUUUUCUAAUGAAGUAUAUUUAGAAAAUUUGUAAGUAUAAAAUCAUAAUUACCAUGAUCAGGAGUUUUGGAUUAAAUAUUACAAUAUUCAAAUUUAAGGCAAUUAUAAUUAAAAUGAAAUUGCUUAUAUUAUUUCUCAAUCAUAUAAUAUUGAAACUAUAGGAGGAGCUUUAUCAAUAAAAGUAACUAAAUUUUAAUUUAGUAAUGGUUUAUUUAAUUUUAUUAAAACAUAAGGAAGUCAAGUUUUUAACAUUGAAUUAUAAGGAGAUGGAAUUGUGAUUAUCUAAAAUUGCAGUGUUAAUCAUGCAUACAAUUCACUAAUUUCAAAUUAUGAAUAAGAUGGGGCUUUUACAAUUAAUGGAAAGAAAAGCUUGUUAGCUGUUUAUGUUAAUAAUAUUACUUUAACAGAUACAUUAAAUAAGAUAACAUCAUCAAUCUUUUCAAUAUAUCCAUCUUCUUCCUAAAAUAGUAUUGAGUUAAAAAAUAUCUUUGCUAGAGAUUGUUUCAGUCUUGAUGAUUAAAUAUAGAAUUUUAAAUCUAAUUUUCAACACAUUUUAUAAAGCAAUGUGAAAAUAGAUAAUUUUACAAUUAUUUCAACUGAGAAAGCAUUUUUAACUUUUCUUAAAUCUAUUGGAUAAAUUAAUUUAAUUGAAAGGCAAAAAAUACUGACUGAAAAUGCUCUCAUGAAUUUUGAAGGAUGUAAGUUAACAUUAAACCAAAUUAUAAUAGAAGGAAUCAUCUUAUCGCCUAUCAUCAAAAUUAUUGAUUCUAACAAUAUCAAAAUCUUAAAUACAAAGUUCAUCAAUAUUUAUACUUUUUAUCCCUUAAAUUUAGUUGAUGUCCAAUAAAUUAAUGUCGUUUCAUAAAAAAUACAUUUUUCUAAUAUUACAAUUUCAAAUUAAUUUCGCUUUCAUCUUGAUAAGUUAAGCUAGAACUAAAUUAAUAAUUAUUAUAUUCAUUGA
Molecule: messenger RNA, 2311 nt
Organism: Paramecium octaurelia
Lineage: Eukaryota; Ciliophora; Oligohymenophorea; Peniculida; Parameciidae
Source: the annotation of a GenBank genome assembly